Messenger RNA from Brienomyrus brachyistius, 1526 nucleotides. It is a transcript of the gene ucp2, whose product is annotated as uncoupling protein 2. NCBI's taxonomy places the organism in Eukaryota, Metazoa, Chordata, Actinopteri, Osteoglossiformes, Mormyridae. The record is from RefSeq and is a predicted model, not a curated record. The transcript has 8 exons. Gene Ontology annotation, molecular function: oxidative phosphorylation uncoupler activity. Gene Ontology annotation, cellular component: mitochondrial membrane. The coding region runs from base 385 to 1311 and encodes 308 amino acids. Gene Ontology annotation, biological process: mitochondrial transport; response to cold; adaptive thermogenesis.
GUUCUGUGACGUAGGAGCGCUAAUUACGAGGCACUAUAAAAGGCAUUCGGUAGGCUGUUGAGUAUAUCAAGCCGGCUAGCUGUUACGGAGUACGGAAGUAUCACAAAGCGACACAAAGGAAAUUUUCUUUCUCGUUGUUUCAACUUCAGAUUUACGAGCUUGGAGCAUGUUUUUUGAGUGUUUCGUUUUUCAACGACUUUCUAUGGAAGACCAAGUCAACCAAAUCAUAGUUGAAAGUAAUUUCAACGAGAGGGAUACUUUUAGAGAAUCCUGAUCAUCACUUUCAUCCUGGGCAUACUUGAAGAGCGUUGGGUGCCUGCUUUCCUCCAGUUCAACAUUCCACCUUUUUGAGUUGGCUUUUCUUACUGCUGAAGAGAGGGGAAAAUGGUUGGAUUCGCUCCUGUCGACGUACCACCAACUGCUAUGGUGAAGUUUUUUGGCGCUGGAGCUGCGGCCUGCAUCGCUGACCUGGUCACCUUUCCCCUGGAUACGGCCAAAGUUCGACUCCAGAUCCAGGGAGAGGCCCAGUCCUCCGCUGCAGUGGCUGCACGCUACCGCGGCGUGUUUGGCACCAUCGCUACCAUGGUGCGCACAGAGGGGCCCCGCAGCCUCUACAACGGCCUGGUGGCGGGUCUCCAGAGGCAGAUGAGCUUCGCCUCCGUCCGCAUCGGCCUCUAUGACUCUGUCAAGCAAUUUUACACCAAAGGGUCUGAGCAUGUGGGAAUUGGCAGUCGACUGCUUGCGGGAUGCACCACCGGGGCGCUGGCAGUGGCUGUAGCCCAGCCUACUGAUGUCGUCAAGGUCCGGUUCCAGGCACAGGCAGGGGCUACUGGAGUUGGCAGACGUUACCAGGGAACCAUGGAUGCCUAUAAGACCAUAGCUAGGGAGGAAGGCCUUCGUGGGCUGUGGAGAGGUACAUCUCCCAAUAUUGCCCGCAAUGCCAUUGUGAACUGCACAGAGCUGGUGACUUACGAUCUCAUCAAAGACCAACUGUUGAGAACGACUCCAAUGACUGAUGACCUCCCCUGCCACUUCACCUCUGCGUUUGGAGCUGGUUUCUGCACAACUGUGAUCGCCUCUCCUGUGGAUGUGGUGAAGACGAGAUACAUGAACUCUGCCUGUGGCCAGUACAGCAGUGCCUUAAACUGUGCCCUCAAAAUGCUGACCAAGGAGGGGCCCUUGGCUUUCUAUAAGGGGUUCAUGCCGUCUUUCCUACGGCUGGGAUCCUGGAACGUGGUGAUGUUCGUGACUUACGAGCAGCUCAAGCGAGCCAUGAUGGUGGCCUGUAACAACCGGGCAGUGCCUCUCUGAAGACCUGAGCGACAUCUCUCCCUUUUGAAACCUGACCCAGUGUAGCUUUGGUUUAAGGUGCAAGUAUGUCAAACUGGUUUUUAUGCAAUGCUCCAAAUUCAAGAGGUACCAAAAUCACGUUGUAUCCACAAAGCACCAUUUUGUUUUUUUUAUGCUCUUGCGUUUUUUGAUUCCAAACUAGCAGGUCUUAACACAAAUAAAUGCAUUUUACAAGA